Brenthis ino (lesser marbled fritillary) is the source of this 1116-nucleotide messenger RNA. Lineage: Eukaryota; Metazoa; Arthropoda; Insecta; Lepidoptera; Nymphalidae. The record is from the annotation of a GenBank genome assembly.
AUGUAUAGAUAUGUUGUGGAAAUCAUAGUUUUAAUAUGUAUUCAAGCAUCAAAAUGUGUAACGAUAGAGAAACAUUAUCACUCAAUGGACAAUACAGAACCAGAAAAUGAUCUUGCCAAAUUUAUAGAAUCAAAAGGAUAUUUACCAGACGAUAAAGAUUUACCUAAAUCAUCUGUGAUUAAUAAAAAUGAUAACGACAUAGCAUAUAUUUUAUCAAAAUUAAGUGACAAAGAACUUAUAGAAUUACUUAAUACUCAACCUAAAAGAGAAAUUUAUGACUUAAGCGAUGUUGUUCAAGUAGCACUAGGGCACAGUAAACCUUUAAAAAAUGUUAAAAUUGAUCCAGAAGAAAACGAUGCCACGUUUCAAAUAUCUUUAGAAAAUACAAACGAUACACCGGCAAUGUUUAAAUUAGAACACAAAGAAAUAAUACCACAAAAGCAAAAAUCGUCCGCCAAUUUUGUUGCUUUAAAGAAACUCCAUAACCUUUUAUAUAAUCGACCACGUUAUGUAUCUAACGGUGAAAAUCUAAAUGAUCAAAAAAAAGAAAUUUUGUUUGAUAUUCUUGUAGCUCAACUAAAAAUGUUAUGUUGUAAAACCUCUUCUAAAAACCUACAUACCACAAUGAAAGGUCCACAAUUCAAAUUCCUGAAUAAUUUCCUGCCGAAAAAGACUCAGGAUAAACUACAACCUACAGAUAAAAGUCAAAAUAAUAAUGAAUUUAUGUUUCUUAUUAUGAAUGAAGAAAUAAAGAGUAAAGACAACGAUGAUCUGAUUUUAGUAGACCCUGAAACUCUUGGGAUAAAUAGCAGUGUUUUACUAUUAGGACCUUUGACGACUCCAUUAACUGAUGCUCAAAUAAAAAUAGUAAUGAAUCGUAUAUCUGGUGAAUUAAUGAAGCCUGAAUAUAUAUCCUUCUUACAAAAGCUUUCGAAUGGAACAUUAAAUGAAAACAACACUAGCGUCUUGAAAAAUUUUAUAACCGGACCGAAUACGAGAAGAUAUAUUAAAGCUCAUAGAUGUAAUCACCAAUCGAAAUUGUCAAAAAUAUAUGGCGGACCGAAAUGGUUAAUUUGCACCGGCUAUUUAAACAUAAAUACUCCAAGUCUAUAUGAU